AUGGUACCGUUCCUGGAGUGCUACGUGGAUGAGGUCGCAGAACCAGUGACACUCAUAGAUGUGAUGAGAGCAGAUUCGAAUUCUGGCACAAAUGAUGUUGAGGUGACGCACCGGCGGUUCUCAAACGCGAAGGAUAUCCAGGAGUACUUCAAGAACCCGGAGAGCGACAAUUUCAGAGAUCGUUACAUAUCCAUUUGCCAGGGACACUCAUGGGACCCCCUUGAGAUCACAGCCUCGAUGCUAGAGUCCCUAACUGAAGCAUGCGGACUAGGCACCCUAGUUUUGGAUUUGACGACUAGUUUCUAUCGGCGGGUUCGAGAGAUCGAAGAGACGUUCUGCAUCCCGUUGACAGAGUGUACAGAUGGUUCAUUGACUGUAAUAUCCUACACCAUGCGAUAUCCGGAGUUGAAACCGAUACAAAAUGACUGGGUGAUGCGACAAAGCGGCAUUUAUCACAAGUUAGAUGCCACGAAAUCCCAGAACACAUAUGUCCUUCUGAGCCCGUCGCCCGAUUCGAAAUUGAAGAAGCAGGCAGAGCAUGACCUUUUCAACUGUUACCAAACCAUCGAAAAUAAUCCAUUCUGGCUGCACAUAAUGUUUCAAGAGCUCUGCUUGCCAAACUGGAGAUCUUAUAAUGCGAGUCUCGAGCGCAAGUUUCUUCCAAUGGCAGACACUGCGGCUCAUACCUUCAUUGACGAGCUUACCGAAUCACAAUACAGCCAUCUCACCGACCUUGCUGACCUUGAGAAUCGGUUCCUGCAGACUUCGAUCAUUCUCACUGCAUCACAGGAUGUAAUCGAUUGCCUCACUACCAUCUGUGCUGAUCUGAGAGAUCUGAGCAUGUCUUGCGAAAAACAAGUUCAGAUAUUGAAGCGUCGAUUCCAGCACGGCCAGCGCAUGUGCGCCGCCAACCACAGGACGGCGACGUAUCUGCAUCAACGUUCCAGAACCACUGCACAACUUUUGGCAAAUGCGCUAUCGUUCCGCGAACAGCUAGAGUCCAGAGCUCAAAACAAUAACAUGCUGUCGCUCAACAGGUCGGCCGUAUUUAUCACAACUCUCACGUUGUUAUACUUGCCGCCUUCUUUCAUCGCCGUAAGUGAAAAUACCGGAGGAAGUGCCAGUAUUCUAUGA
Messenger RNA from Colletotrichum tamarilloi, 1134 nucleotides. RefSeq lists its product as uncharacterized. The record is from RefSeq and is a predicted model, not a curated record. The transcript has 4 exons. Lineage: Eukaryota; Fungi; Ascomycota; Sordariomycetes; Glomerellales; Glomerellaceae. Bases 1 to 1134 code for a protein of 377 amino acids.